Botrytis fragariae is the source of this 1461-nucleotide messenger RNA. Its product is annotated as putative aldehyde dehydrogenase protein. Lineage: Eukaryota; Fungi; Ascomycota; Leotiomycetes; Helotiales; Sclerotiniaceae. Bases 1 to 1461 code for a protein of 486 amino acids. Gene Ontology annotation, molecular function: succinate-semialdehyde dehydrogenase (NAD+) activity. The record is from RefSeq and is a predicted model, not a curated record. The transcript has 4 exons.
AUGGCCUCACACCACCCAGAGCUCAUUAUUCCCCUUAUAAUUGAUGGAAAAGAAGAUAUGGGCAGCGAGUUAUUUGACGUGGUGAGUCCAAAAACCGGAAAAGUAUGCUGGAGAACAGUAUCCUCGAGCUCUGAAGAUGCAACUCGCGCGGUCGAAGCAGCACAGAGAUCCUUCCGCUCCUGGUCGAAAACAAAGCCGCAACAGAAGCAAAGGAUUCUUUUCAAAGCCGCGGAUAUUUUGGAGAGUCGGAUCACAGAAUAUGGUGGUAUUAUGGAGACCGAAAUGGGAGGAGCUGUCGGUCCAGUACACUUCUGGGUGCUUCCAACUGCAGUGCGAUUCCUCAGAGAUAUCGCCAGUCAUAUACCAUUGAUAAAAGGAGGUAUACCCACCGUUGAAGACCAAGGAACCAGUGCUAUGAUUUGGAAAGAGCCCUAUGGAGUUAUCUUUGGAAUAUCGCCUUGGAACGCUCCAUUUGCACUAGGAAUGCGAGCAGCAGCCACCGCCAUUGCCACAGGAAAUACAACAGUGAUCAAAGGAUCGGAAUUAACACCUCGAUGUUACUGGGCACUAGGCCAAGUUUUCCAAGACGCAGGUCUGCCAGCAGGUGUCUUGAACAUCAUUUACUGCAGAACUUCCGACGGAGCAACAGUUACCAACACCAUAAUCAGACAUCCAGCAGUAAAGAAAAUUAACUUUACGGGAAGCACAAAUGUCGGCCGAAAGAUCGCUCGUACCUGCGGAGAGAACCUCAAGCCUUGUUUGAUGGAGCUCGGAGGUAAAAACAAUGCGAUAGUAUGCGCCGAUGCCGACCUGCAGAAAGCGGCCAAUGAGUGCAUAGUUGGAGCUGCAUUGCAUUCCGGGCAAAUAUGCAUGUCAACAGAUCGCAUCAUAAUACACGCGGACAUUGCCGAACAAUUUUUAGAGAUCCUAAAGGCUACUAUUAUCAAACUCGCAUCAUCAGUACCUGCUCCACCAUAUCUUGUUAACGCCGCUGCAAAAUCUCGGCUACAGGGGAUAGUCUCAAAAGCUCUAUCUGAAGGAGCUUCCAGUCUUGUUGGAGACAUUGAGCAGCUACAGUCAAGAGAAGGCGAUGGAGCUACUCCUGUCAUUUUUGCACCCAUGAUUAUUGGGAAUAUUCAGGAUGAGAUGGCGUUGUGGCAAGAUGAAAAUUUCGGGCCUGUUGCCGCAUACAGAAUUGCCAAAUCCGAUGAAGAAGCUAUAGCCAUUGCAAACAAUACUGAGUUUGGGCUAGCGGCAGCUGUAUUCACUCAAGACCUUCGCAAGGGUUUUGCUAUUGCAAAGCAGUUGGAGGCCGGAGCUGUUCAUAUCAACAGCAUGAGCGUUCGCGAUGAGUCUGCAUUACCAAUGGGUGGGAUUAAGAAUAGUGGCUGGGGUAGGUUCAACACCAUGCUCGGGAUAGAGGAGUUCUUGGUCGCAAAAUCAGUGACAUGGGAUGAUUGA